AUCGGGUCUUACAGUUAAAUCAGGGAAAACUCGGUUGAAUCUAUGCCAUUUUAGCUGAAAUACUAACUAACAGCUUCUGAAAAUUAGCGACACUUUAUUACGCGAGGGAAAAGGCAUAGGCAGAGUCGCUUUUGAGUCUUCAAUUGAUAUUGCACCCCACGCCAUUUAGCAUUGCUAUAUAUAGUUUUGGAAGCGUCUGUUGACUUCUCGGUAUGCAACGGUUUCCUGUUCAUAAACCAUGAAUGCAAGUUAACUGAAUUUCUUCUAAUCUUCAACUGAAGAGCUCAAUUUGAAGUUUUAGCAAUAGGCCAUGAACACCUUGAACGUAGUUUGGUUUCUAUUCAUAUGUGCUGUAGUUCAGCAGAGUGAAGGUCAGUUUCCUAGAAUUUGUACAAACCUUGAAAGCUUAAAAACCAAGACAUGCUGUCCAAUCCCGAAGAAUUUUGCUGAGCCAUGUGGCAGCGAUGGAAAAAGAGGAAAGUGCGAGGAAUUGAUUUUACGAGAUUGGAAUUACACCUACAGUCAUUUCCAACCCUUUCAAAACGACGACGAACGCCAUAACUGGCCACGCGCGAUGUAUGAGAAAACGUGCAAAUGCAACGGCAACUUUGGUGGUUACGACUGUAGUAAGUGUGAGUUUGGCUUCAGUGGAACCAACUGUACAAAAAAGAAAACUUUAAAACGGAGAAACUUCCUUAAGCUGUCCCCUGAAGAGAAAGAUCGUUAUAUGCGAUACAUUAACGAGUCCAAAUAUUUUUUAAGUGACUAUGUCGUCACCACCAAAUUUUACGAAGAAAUCAGCGAAGUAGUGCAAGCGGGUGAAGACCCGAGUGAGAUGUUUCAUAAUGUCAGCAACUAUGAUCUAUUCACAUGGAUGCAUUACUACUCGGCACGCGAUACUAUAUACCCGGAUAAAACGAGGUCUGACAUCGACUUUGCACAUGACGGGCAAGGAUUCCCUACUUGGCAUCGACUGUAUAUGCUUUUAUGGGAGCGAUCAUUACAGGAAAUUGCGAAGGAUGACAAUUUGGCUGUUCCAUACUGGGACUGGACUGAGCAUCCUAACCGAUGCAACACCACUAUCUGUUCUAAGGAUCUCCUCGGUGUUACCAACCAGCACAGUGGCAUUGUCGAAGGGAAAUACUUGGACAAAUGGUACGUGAUUUGCACUAGAGAAAUGACGGAUAACCUUACAAAGCUUUGUGACCCUAACGAAAGAAAGAUUGGGCUGGAAAGAAACACAGAAAAGCAAAAGAAGAACAAGGAAAAGGAGCGUGGUUUCAUAAUGACGUUCCCUACAAACGACGAGGUCAACUUUGCACUUCGAUUUGAAUCAUAUGACCUACCACCUUACAGCAAAGAAUCCAGCUGUAAUUUCAGAAAUAUUCUGGAGGGCUACGUCAGCACCAAAACAGGCUACCGCUUGCCAAAUGUACAUACGCUGCAUAACCAAGUGCAUAUAGUUACUGGUGGAAUCAUGGGAGAUGUGCCUUCUGCUUCGAACGAUCCUAUCUUUCCCCUUCAUCAUUCAUUCGUGGAUCGCAUUUAUGAAAAGUGGCUUCGAAAGUUUAAAAAGGAUGCUUCGGUUCUUUCCAAAUUCAACGCGCCCAUUGGUCACAACAAACAUGAUGUCAUUGUACCAUUGUUUCCGGUGUACACUCAUCAGGAAAUGUUCAGAAAAUCUGUCGAUUUUGGCUAUGAAUAUGAAGAUGUUGACGAGAACGGUAAUUCUCCUGAAGACAAGAGCGAUGACGGAUCACUGGGAGAUUGUCCGGUUCCUUAUCGUAAAUCGUCCGCUUCUGGUGUACCUGGAAUGGACUUGAGUUGGUUGCUUAUGUCGAUUUUUUUAUUCCAAUAUGGCCAAUAAUUAUGUUGAUUGAGAACGAAUCCUGAUUUCCAUUUCUCUCUCUUCUAACUAGUCAGGGCAUCCGAUGCGAUGCAAAAAAAAAUACGGUAAACACGGUAAAUAUGCCUUAUUAGGGACUGUGCAAUAAUUACCAGGAGGGGGGGGGGCAUUAUUAUAAGUAAUAGCAUGGCUCUG
Messenger RNA from Exaiptasia diaphana, 2041 nucleotides. Its product is annotated as tyrosinase. The transcript has 4 exons. Gene Ontology annotation, biological process: melanin biosynthetic process; pigmentation. The coding region runs from base 311 to 1867 and encodes 518 amino acids. The record is from RefSeq and is a predicted model, not a curated record. Gene Ontology annotation, molecular function: tyrosinase activity. Lineage: Eukaryota; Metazoa; Cnidaria; Anthozoa; Actiniaria; Aiptasiidae.